This is a messenger RNA of Heterostelium album PN500, 1161 nucleotides long. RefSeq lists its product as uncharacterized. NCBI's taxonomy places the organism in Eukaryota, Evosea, Eumycetozoa, Acytosteliales, Acytosteliaceae. The transcript has 3 exons. The record is from RefSeq and is a predicted model, not a curated record. Bases 1 to 1161 code for a protein of 386 amino acids.
AUGCCAAUUACAAAGCUUAACUUCACGAUCGCUUAUUCUAUCUCCCAAGGAGUCACUGUCGAUUGCUUUGCAAUAACGCGUAAAUUUAAAUCUGAUUGGAAUCAAUCCUUCCAACUACGUGCCACCACUUUAUACUGUUGUUCAUCAACACGCAACUACUAUGGUGUCCCUGUUGGUGGAUUAGACUGUAAUUGGUGUAGUGGAUUUUGGAAAAAAUUGGUUGGUGUAAAUUGCAUAAUAUUAGCAAACAACCUAUUAAUAACUAUUGGUUUUGUUCUACUAUUUCUCAUCUCAUUAUUGUUAUUUGAGAUCAGAUCAUCAGCAGCCAACAUUGUGUCUGCUAGAGAUAUUAAGUUAUUCAUUGUUUGUUGUUUAUUUGUUAAAACUAUGUCUAAUUUAGAAGAACGUAUUAAAUUAUUGAUAAUAGGAAGAAGUCAUAGUGGAAAAAGAUCGAUUGCUAUGAGAUUCUAUAAUGAUUAUUGGACUGACGAUCCAGGUUGGAAUGGAAAAUCAUCAUUUUACAGUAAGAAGAUUAAACUAUUAAAUUAUGAUUUGGAAGAUGAAGAUGAAGAUCAGAAACAACAACAGCAACUACAACAAGAGUUUGAAGUAUUGAUGUAUAUGUUUAUACGUCUAUCACCUUACUAUGGAUUUAGCUUUUUUGAACUAUCGAAUUUGGAUGGUGUAAUGAUGAUGUAUAAUCCCACACAACCCGAUACCAUAGAUAUGAUGAUCGAUUUAUAUGAGAGACUAAUUAGAGAUUUAGAAUAUCAUAGAAGUAAUAAUAGUAACAACGAUAAUAAUAAUAAUAGUAGCAAUGAUAGUAAUAAUAAAUUAAAAAGAGUAAUUCCAAAUAAUGAUUUGAUCAUUUUUUUUGUUGUUGCAACAUUUUCAGAUCUUAUCAAUAAAAAUAAUCAUCAAAGUGUAGUAGAGAACUAUAACAGAGUUGAACAAUGGAGAUUGAAAACCGGUAUUAAACAACAUAUUAUAACAUCGGCAAAGGAAAACUUAAAUGCUAAAACACUAUUCUACAAUAUGGCAUUAGAAGUGAUCAACAUUAAAUCAAACAAAAAACUACUUAUCAACAAAACAAAACCACCUACAAAUCAAAUAUUAAUUACAAAUGAAAAGGUUUCAACUUCCUAUUGCAAUAUUAUUUAA